Molecule: messenger RNA, 1164 nt
Organism: Suillus fuscotomentosus
Lineage: Eukaryota; Fungi; Basidiomycota; Agaricomycetes; Boletales; Suillaceae
Exons: 9
Coding region: 1-1164 (387 amino acids)
Source: RefSeq, a predicted model, not a curated record
AUGGAGCAUUUCCAGGCUGGCGAGCCAGAAAUGCAUCCCUGUUUUACUCCUCCAAGCUCUACCGGACAACCCAGUCCUACUCGUCAGGAUGAGGACUCCAAGUUGUCCUGUCAACUCUGGCCCGAUGGCAUUCAGACACGUGGCCGGGUCACUGGCAGUGAACAUAACUCUUCUUAUCGCGACAGGCGACACUACUAUCGUCCUGAUCAUAUACCAAUGAGAUUCAGAGUGUCAUCCCAACACUUCAGGAGUCGCCGAUCCUCAUCACCAUCAUCUGACUCGGACGUCACAAAUAAUUCGUCAGAAGACGAACUUUUUGUUCUUCCAGACCUCCCCCCCUCGAAAAACUUGUCUUACUACGUGCAACGUGCAAAAAGACAGUUUAAACCUUAUGACACGCACCGUGGCCAUGGGCCUAACGCAAUUGAGCUUCAGUUUCUUCACAAGUCUGUCGGAAAAUACUCUGGCGAGACUGAUAUGACUCUGGCUGAUGUUCAGGCGAACUGUUCGAGCGUGGCUUGCGAGGCAUGUCUGGCAAGGCCAUCGCUUAAGCCGUUGUUGCGAUGCAAGCUACCCCGCACAAAGCUUCUUGAAACGAUGCUGGAGCAGGAUGCUCUAGAAUAUGCUCGUAGCGACGCAGAAGCUUCCUCUUUCAACAAGCUUUUGGUAGGGCGUACCUCGAAAGAACUCAAUAUCAAUAUAGACUUCAACAUCGGCGCAUAUGGCUGCGAUAUGACGUCUUUCAUGGUUUCCGAUGUGCAGCUUGAUCACCUCGAGGCUUUUGCGCACAAAUUAGGUCUGCCUGAAGAAGACCUUGGGAGUUGGAAAUUUACCAGUGCAACAAAUAGCUAUAUGUUUGAAAUGUAUGCAUCAAGCGGGAGUCUAACACUUUCAGAUAUUGUCAGCCUCCUACCAGAGUCACUAGCGCUGCCAUCAAAGAAUGCUGCAGGGCGAGUGAAAGUGAAAUCGAAGGCAUUCUCGUGGAAAAGGAUGUUGCCUUCAUACUUGUUUCCACCAUCUAACACUAUUCCAUGGCCUUACUACCGUGACCAUCCAUCACUAAAGAGCGUUUUUGUGUUCUCUGCCAAAUUCCAGGUGAAAAUUUGGCACAUCACCGCAUGUCUACUACUUCGAACGUUGGACGAUCUGUCUGUCACUCCCUGA